Messenger RNA from Choloepus didactylus (southern two-toed sloth), 4585 nucleotides. It is a transcript of the gene MAP3K11, whose product is annotated as mitogen-activated protein kinase kinase kinase 11. The transcript has 10 exons. Gene Ontology annotation, molecular function: protein binding; ATP binding; JUN kinase kinase kinase activity. Bases 1501 to 4059 code for a protein of 852 amino acids. Gene Ontology annotation, cellular component: centrosome. The record is from RefSeq and is a predicted model, not a curated record. Gene Ontology annotation, biological process: positive regulation of apoptotic process; microtubule-based process; protein phosphorylation. Lineage: Eukaryota; Metazoa; Chordata; Mammalia; Pilosa; Megalonychidae.
GGGACUUGAAACCGAAGGGAUAGCUGAAUGACUAUUGGAUAACGGCAGAGUAAUUGGCACAGAGCUCUCCCAAUGAAUCGAAGGAGGCGGGGAAACGGAUGGAGGCGUGGACACCACCCCACUCCGAGGGCGACAGUGAGAAUCCUACGCAGUCGGAGCACGCCGCGUUUGGUCCGCCCCUUAGAACUCGGGCUCUAAUGUCAUGGGCGUCUCUCGCCCUGAGCGGCCUCUACUUCCGGGUCAGAACUCAGGCCUAAGGCGUAGAGAGUACUCCUCUGCAAGGCAGGAAUAGUCGAAAUAGGAUAGACUAGUCUUUCUUAAAGUGACAGGCUCUGGACAAUUGGUGCCAAGCCUAGGCCACGGUAGUGAGGCGGCGACUCAGCUCUCCUCAAUCCGCAGGGUUCGAGACAAGAGUCUCUGGCUUUCGCGCUUUGGGGAAGGGGCAUGAGGAAAGUGGAUGGUUUCCCAGGUGAGGAGAAAGACAAGAGCCUUAGCUAGCCCCUUCCAAGAGUUUGCGGUGUAGACAAUUCUGUCUCUCCAACAACCCCCACCCCAUGCACCCCCGCCACGGCUAAUUGUGCUUUCAGAGCUUCUUGUCCCCCAUCUCAGGUACGAAGAGAAUGAGACUCAGAGAGGAUGGGUCGCACAGCCCUGCGAUCUGAGCCAAGAGCAGGCUCAGGUUUGCCCCACACCCAAGUCGGGUUCUUUACCCGGCUUCGCUGACGCGGACGCAGAGGGAGCGGGAUGGCCCGUUCUUGGCAGGGACCAACCUCGACCCCAGGCAGUCGAUCGCCCUGCUAUGCUAAGGGAUCCGGGGCUACCCUUCCCCUCUCUCUGCCCUCUCCUUUCACGCUUCCCCAGCCCAGCCGCCCCGAGCCUCCGGGAGGGGAGCGGUGCUGCCCGCCUGGCCCGCGUCAUCUGAUGCUGUUUCCUGCAGGAGGGAGAAGAGCGGAAAAAAGUGAAACUCCACCCUCCACCUCUGCCUCCCGCCCCCGGGGCCAAAGUACAAAGGGAGGAGGAAGAAGGGAACGGGGUAGGAGCCGUCGGGGCUGCGGGAGCCCGGCCAGGAAGAGGCAGCCUGGGCUGACUGGGGGCGCUCCCUCCACCCCCUGUGCAGAAGGACCCAGCCGGAGCACGGGCGCUGCCCGUCUGAGGCCCCACCUUCACUUGGCGAGCGGCCGAACCAGGGUCCCAGGACUGCUCCGGGACCGAGGGACGUGCGGGUCCCUGGAGCCGGCCAUGGUGAGGCGCCCGCGGCCUCGGGGCCCCACCCCCUGGGCCUGACCGCACUGCCCUGGGUCGCCGGCGCUCCUCCAGAAGCCCGAGAUGCCGGGAUCUGGGAGGCAGCACUCCUGGCUCCCCAGAGAGGCGUGGGUCUGGGGCUGAGGGCCAGCGCCCCGGUGCCCAGGUUCUGGGACUAGGGUCUCGGCAGCCUGCUGGGGUGGGGCCCGGGGGCGCCCGGGGAAGGUCCCCCACACGCCUGGACGCUGGAUCCUAGCCAUGGAGCCCUUGAAGAACCUCUUCCUCAAGAGCCCGCUCGGAUCAUGGAACAGCGGGGGCAGUGGGAGCAGUGGGGGCGGUGGCGGUGGCCGGCCAGAGGGAUCCCCGAAGGCAGCGGCUUAUGCUAACCCUGUGUGGACAGCCCUGUUCGACUAUGAGCCCAGUGGGCAGGACGAGCUGGCCCUGCGGAAGGGUGACCGUGUGGAGGUGCUGUCUCGGGAUGCAGCCAUCUCGGGCGACGAGGGCUGGUGGGCGGGCCAGGUGGGUGGCCAGGUGGGCAUCUUCCCGUCCAACUACGUGUCCCGGGGUGGUGGCCCGCCCCCCUGCGAGGUGGCCAGCUUCCAAGAGCUGCGGCUGGAGGAGGUGAUCGGGAUCGGUGGCUUUGGCAAGGUAUACCGUGGCAGCUGGCGAGGGGAGCUGGUGGCCGUGAAGGCAGCUCGCCAGGACCCCGAUGAGGAUAUCAGCGUGACAGCUGAGAGUGUGCGCCAGGAAGCCCGGCUUUUCGCCAUGCUGGCACACCCCAACAUCAUCGCCCUCAAAGCCGUGUGCCUGGAGGAACCCAACCUGUGCCUGGUGAUGGAGUACGCAGCUGGUGGGCCCCUGAGCCGUGCCCUGGCUGGGCGACGUGUGCCCCCCCACGUGCUGGUCAACUGGGCAGUGCAGAUCGCCCGUGGAAUGCACUACUUGCACUGCGAGGCCCUGGUGCCCGUCAUCCACCGUGACCUCAAGUCCAACAACAUUCUGCUGCUGCAGCCCAUUGAGGGAGACGACAUGGAGCACAAGACCCUGAAGAUCACCGACUUCGGCUUGGCCCGCGAGUGGCACAAAACCACGCAGAUGAGUGCGGCGGGCACCUAUGCCUGGAUGGCCCCCGAGGUCAUCAAGGCCUCCACGUUCUCCAAGGGCAGUGAUGUCUGGAGCUUCGGGGUGCUGCUUUGGGAACUGCUGACCGGGGAGGUGCCCUACCGUGGUAUCGACUGCCUUGCUGUGGCCUACGGCGUGGCCGUGAACAAGCUCACGCUGCCCAUCCCAUCCACCUGCCCCGAGCCCUUCGCACAGCUCAUGGCCGACUGCUGGGCACAGGAUCCCCACCGCAGGCCCGACUUCGCCUCCAUCCUCCAGCAGCUGGAGGCGCUGGAAGCGCAGGUCCUGCGGGAAAUGCCGCGGGACUCCUUCCAUUCCAUGCAGGAAGGCUGGAAGCGGGAGAUCCAGGGCCUCUUCGACGAGCUGCGAGCCAAGGAAAAGGAACUACUGAGCCGCGAGGAGGAGCUGACGCGCGCGGCGCGCGAGCAGCGGUCACAGGCGGAGCAGCUGCGGCGGCGCGAGCACCUGCUGGCGCAGUGGGAGCUGGAGGUGUUCGAGCGCGAGCUGACGCUGCUGCUGCAGCAGGUGGACCGCGAGCGGCCGCACGUGCGCCGCCGCCGCGGCACCUUCAAGCGCAGUAAGCUCCGCGCGCGGGACGGCGGCGAGCGCAUCAGCAUGCCUCUCGACUUCAAGCACCGCAUCACCGUGCAGGCCUCGCCUGGCCUUGACCGGAGGAGAAACGUCUUCGAGGUCGGAGCUGGCGACUCGCCCACCUUCCCCCGGUUCCGGGCCAUCCAGUUGGAGCCAGUAGAGCCAGGCCAGGCCUGGGGCCGCCAAUCCCCACGACGCCUGGAAGACUCAAGCAAUGGAGACCGGCGAGCAUGCUGGGCCUGGGGCCCCAGUUCCCCCAAGCCUGGGGAAGCUCAGAAUGGGAGGAGAAGGUCCCGCAUGGAUGAGGCUGCGUGGUACCUGGAUUCAGAUGACUCGUCCUCCUUAGGUUCUCCUUCCACACCCCCAGUGCUCAACGGCAACCCUCCGCGGCCGAGCCCUGAGCCGGAGGAGCCGCGGCGGCCCGGCCCGGCUGAGCGAGGCAGCGGCGGCUCCGGGACGCCCAAGCUGAUCCAGCGCGCGCUGCUGCGUGGCACCGCCCUGCUGGCCUCCCUGGGCCUGGGCCGCGACCUGCAGCCGUCGGGGGGGCCCGGCCGCGAACGUGGGGAGCCCCCGCCCACGCCCCCCGCGCCGGUGCUUGCGCCGUCCCCCGUCCAGCCGCCCGCCUCCCCGCUCAUCCGCCUCUCGCCCAAGACCCCCGACGUGCCCGCCUCGCCCGUGCCCCUGCUCCUGGACCUGGGUGCCCCCGCGGGCCAGCCGACAGCCAAGAGCCCCCGGCGCGAGGAGGAGACGCGCGGAGGCACUGUCUCACCCCCGCACCGGGUAUCACGCUCCGCCCCGGGCACUCCGGGCACCCCACGCUCACCACCCCUGGGCCUCAUCAGCCGCCCUCGGCCCUCACCUCUUCGCAGCCGCAUCGACCCGUGGAGCUUCGUGUCAGCUGGGCCCCGGCCUUCCCCCCGGCCUUCACCCCUGCCCUCCCCGCAGCCUUCCCCCCGCCGGGCACCCUGGACCUUGUUCCCGGACUCAGACCCCUUCUGGGACUCCCCAUCUGCCAACCCCUUCCAAGGGGGGCCCCAGGACUGCAGGGCACAGACCAAAGAUAUGGGUGCCCAAGCCCCGUGGGCACCGGAGGCGAGGCCUUGAGCAGGCCGGGCCACAGCCCAGGCUCCAGCUGCCUUAAAGAAGCCACAGCGUACACUGGAACAGGAGCCAGCAGGCCUCUGUAGCUGCCUCAGUUUCCCCCAGGGACUCCACACCCUUUGGGGUCAGGAACACUACACUGCACAGGAAGCCUUCACACUGGAUGGGGGACCUGCAUUCCCCACACACCUGCCACUGGCGGGUCCCCCCGACUUACCUGCCCCACUGGGGCCAGACACUGGACCCAGCUGGUUGGGAGGACCAGAGCCUGUCUCAGGGAAUUGCCCCGGGGGUGGUGCAGGGAGAGGGGGAGGCGCAGGGGAGAGGGGCCGGCCUCAGCUGUCACCAGCACUUUUGACCAAGUCUUGCUACUGCGGCCGCUGCCCCCAGGCUCAGUGCCAGGAUGCCCCUGCCCUGGGAGUCACGGGGGGCCAGGCUCUCCAGGUGCCUUCCUAGUGCCCCAGCCAGGGUGGGGGCUUCGGCCUCAGGAUCCAAUGAAGCCAAAUAAACUCGUGAGCUGUCUCCCCAA